Molecule: messenger RNA, 1642 nt
Organism: Cuculus canorus (common cuckoo)
Lineage: Eukaryota; Metazoa; Chordata; Aves; Cuculiformes; Cuculidae
Gene: CCDC107
Product: coiled-coil domain containing 107
Exons: 6
Coding region: 48-950 (300 amino acids)
Biological process (GO): synaptic transmission, cholinergic; protein localization to cell surface
Cellular component (GO): intracellular membrane-bounded organelle; neuronal cell body; neuron projection
Source: RefSeq, a predicted model, not a curated record
CUGUGGGGCGCGGAGCCGCGGGGGUGGUCGGUGUGAGCGCGGCGGCAAUGGCGCUUUCGGCGGCGCAGCAGCUGGCGGUGUCGGUGGUGCUGGUGCUCUGCGUGUUCGUGGCGGUGCCCAGGCUGCUCGGGGGCGGCGGGCGCCCUACGCGGGGCGGGCAGGCAGGACCCGGCCGUUUCGGGCCUCGGCAGCAGCGCAGAGGUAAUCCUCCAGCACUUCAUCAAGAUCAUCUGAAUCCAGGAAAUUCUGAGAGUAAUAGUUAUCAGAGUGUUCAGCAGAUGAGAAAUGCAAUGGAAAAGGAGAUAAAAAGUGAGAAAACAAGAGGAAGUGGUAGAGAGUUAGCAUUCACCCUCAUGCCAUUGUAUGCUCUUGGAGUGGGAGUGUUUGCAGCAUACAAAUUUCUGAAGAUGAAGUCACAUGAAGAAAAUCUGUCCCAAAAGGAAAAAUGUACAGAAGACAAGGCAAAGGAAACAGAGCAUCAGCUUUUAGAACUGGAGCAGCAUCUAGCACAGACAGAGAAAAUGUUAAAUUCUUUAUUGACUCAGUUGGAUCCACUGUCAAACUGUGUUAAUGCUUUAGCUUGUGAGCAGAAGGAUGAAAUAAUGACACAGCUUCAAUCAAUUAGACGACUCAUGAAAGAAAGUGGGUUGGAUAAAUCAGAAAACAAGAUGAAAGAUGUCAGCCACAUUUGUAAUGAGAAACUUGAAGAUCUCAUUCAGUCAUUUAGUGAACAUUCUCAAGAGAAAGAAAUGGAUGACAGAGAAGAUGACAGUAGUGAAGAUCUGCAUGAGAAUGUUGAUAAUGGUUACAAAAUAGAAGAGCAUGAAUUUUAUGAUGAAUGUGAAAUACAUCAGUUCGAGCCAGAUGUGGUGGAAGACCAAGAAAUGAUAAACAAAGAUGCCAUUGAAUCAGAAGAGACUGGAUUGAGGCGGCGUAAUAGAUAUGAAUGAAAUCUGCAUAUGUAAAAAUUUCAAAAGCUUAUAAAUAUUUUUUUUUGUAAUGUUGUAUGCACUUUAAACUGUUUUGAAUGAAAUUUUGUGCACUGCUAUAUGCUUUAAAAAGUGGGGUGAAAUACUGCCGGUGCAUUUAUCUAUGAUGAUUCUGUACUGACUUCAGUGGCAGUAGAAUUCCACUCAGGAUGUUUACAAACUUUUUUCCUAUUUAUUUUUUCCCUAUAAAAAUAUUUCUGUACUCUGUAUAUAAUGCACUGUAGUUAUAUCUGGUGUUUCACUUACAAUAUUAGAAUAUCUUGUAAUUAAGACUGUAAAGUAUAGACGUUUCUUAAAUGUUUUAUAACUAGUAAGCAUGGUGCCACUUGAACUGUCACUUUCCUGAGUUCAUUAAAGAGCACGCACUGAUGAAUUGAGCUCUUUGUAUAAAACUUUUCUUUAGGGGGGAAUGAAAAGCAGUACGGGUUAAGCCUCAGAGAUGUGUUAAUAGUCAAUUUUCUUUAUUUGGAGAGAGAAAUGUAGCCACAGAUGCUAUUCUAGAAUAACUAUGUUGUGCAUUUGCUGUCUCCUCAGGAAUGAUGUAUAGUUUUGUAUGUUAAUUAAUGUAAUUAAUGCAUUACACUUAAUUUCUUCCCUACCUAUCACUGGUUAAACUCAGCAGCUGCCUAAGAAUUGUUUGAUGCCCAUUAAUA